AUGUCGGGCGCAGCAACAUUCGAGCUAUUAACUCGUCUUCUUAAUUAUGUAUUUGCUAUACCCUUUCUGAUCCUAGGUAUUAUGGGCUCACUGUUAACUGUGAUAGUCUUUACUCGAAAACGUUCAUUUUGGAGGAAUACAACUAUAACUUACUUAUUGGCAGGUGCAAUUGUAACAGGUAUUCAUUUGCCCACAAUUUAUAUUCAAAUGAUCCUUGUUUACGGUUUCAAUACCUCAUUAAUGAAUACAAAUGUUGCUGCUUGUCGUGAGCAUACCUACUUACGUUAUGUAACAACAGUAGCUGCGAUUUCAUUUCCAUGUUGGGCCUCUUUCGAUCAAUAUGCCUCUACUUCUCGAAGAGUAGCUUUUCGAAAUCGUUGGAGUUCCCUGCGUGUUGCUCGAAUAAUUGUUGUCUGUAAUAUUCUCUUUUGGAUCGUCAUCUAUAUACCGGUCAUAUUUUCUACUGCAAUCCGACAUGGUGUCUGUACGUUCGUCCCCGGUUCAUACACAACGUUCAAUACAUAUGUGUUCACACCGUUGGUUUAUUGUAUAGGUCCUAUUACAGUGGUUACCUAUUGUACAAGAGGUACUAUAAAGAAUCUUCGUUCGACUAUUAUUCGCAAUACUCAUGAACGUCUUACAAAACAAGUUCGUGCAAUGCUCUUUCCUCAACUUAUGAUUCUUGCCAUAUCCGGAAUACCGUUUGGUUUUCAAGGCGUCUAUCUUGACAUAACAAGUUACGUUGAAAAAGAUCAUUUCCGUAUUGCAGUCGAAAAUUUUGCUGGUCAAGUCAUUCUUAUUUUUUAUCAUUUUAAUUAUGUAUUUACAUUUUACAUUUAUGUAUUUAUGUCAAGUGAAGUAAGAAAAAUAAUACAACAUGAAAUUUUCAGAUUUAUAGGAAUAACUCGAGUCAGUCCAACUAAUUUUACAACAGACAAUUCAAUUAGUCUUCGGCCAUUAAAUAACAUGAACUCUGCACAAAAAUCUUAG
Molecule: messenger RNA, 990 nt
Organism: Rotaria sp. Silwood2
Lineage: Eukaryota; Metazoa; Rotifera; Eurotatoria; Philodinida; Philodinidae
Source: the annotation of a GenBank genome assembly